Molecule: messenger RNA, 1658 nt
Organism: Bemisia tabaci
Lineage: Eukaryota; Metazoa; Arthropoda; Insecta; Hemiptera; Aleyrodidae
Source: RefSeq, a predicted model, not a curated record
AUAUGACUUAUACUUGCGGGAGUAGGCACAGGAGGCUGUAAUCAUCUCAGUCAAAAAAUUAUGGCUGGUAAAACACGUGUAAAGUCCCGCUUUUAGGCAUGCAAGGAGUCCCAAGUUUGUUUUUUUUUUUUUUUUUAAUUUUUUGCACCUCGUGACUGUUCCAGGAAACUAAUCAUGCUUCAUGAUGGCUAAAAGUGGACACUUUCCUUCUUUGCUGUGCAGUGAUUUUGCCGAAUUCGUUUCCUUCUUGAAAUCACCACGAAAAUAUACUCAGAGUUUAGUUUAAAAACAAAAAAUGACUUGACUGUCACGAGAUGUUUACUUUAAAGGUAACUCGAGCAUUCCGGUUCGAAUAUAGUUUGAACGCUCUUUGUGCCUUAUGGGUUUUGCGAAUCAGAGCCUUGACACCUACAACAGCAAUACCGCCUCUAGUCACAAAAGGAGCUGCAGAAAUAGAGGAAGCCCUUUUAAAACACGCUGUUAUUCCUGAUGUUAUCGAUAAGGCCCCAAAACAUUUUUUAAUGGCAUCGUUUCGUGAAAGCGAAGCCAAAAAGGCCAAAUUUCUGAUGCCACAGCUCGGAAAUAUUUUGGAUCCCAACGUAAUGCGGAUGUAUCCUUAUCAUUUGAACUGGCCUUGUGAUAAUGCAUCUAUGUACACAUUAAUAAUGACAGAUCCUGACUAUCCUUCAAAACAGAGGCCAUCAAUGCGAGAAUGGCAUCAUUGGUUGGUUGGGAAUAUUCAUGUGGUGGUUAAGGAAGGUAACUUUUUACCUGAUAUUUUUGAAUCAGAUAUGAUGUCUAGAUACGUUCCGCCAAAUCCACAAAAUGGCACUGGCUUUCAUCGUUAUAUUUUCCUGGUUUACAAGCAGCCAACUGGUCGAAUACGUUUCGAGGAAAAAUAUUUACCUCCUGAGCCAAAUGACAUCGAAAGAGGCAAUUUUUCAACUCGACGCUUUGCUGAGAAGUAUAAUUUAGGCGACCCCAUCGCGGUCAGCUUUUCCCUUUGUGAAUGGGUCAAGCUCCAACCAACGACAACAUCGGAGCCUUCGGAAUUGACGACUUUCAAUUUGAACUUAUAAUACUGAAACCUGACUACGAGAGAUCUCUUUAGUUACUCUUCUAAUGAUGAUCUGCGAUCUUAAAAAAUAAAAAAAAUAAAAAAAAUAAAAAAAAAACUUGUGAGACUUGGUAUCUGAGUAGUAUAUCUAUGAAUUUAAGCAGAUCUCUCUCUAAAUCACAAAUUAAAGCACCCUCUGAAUUGAAUCGGUGAGAACGAAUUUGCACCAACUCGGCACUCGAAAAUGAUGAAUUUUCAUUAAAGACUGUCAAUUUUCAAAAAAGUCAUAGGAGUGACCGCUUCUGCUCCACCUUUGACCUUUAAAGCGUCCUUACGUACUUGUCUUUCGGCGGCACCGAAAAUAUUUUUCUUAUAGAUUAACUUAUUCACCCAGGGUGCAGUUUUGUGUGUGUCUUGAUUAUUUUCAGAUUUUCGAGUUGGUGUGUUUUCGUUCUCACUGAUUCAAUUGUGCGAAUAUGCUCGAAAAAGUUCGGUGAUCGAAUUGGGUAAAUUGUCUUGGAUUCUAUACAGGAUGGUCUGUCGUUUAAAAUUUUUUAUUUUGGUAUUCUUCAACUUUAAAUAAACCUGAGGUACUUGGAAA